This is a messenger RNA of Venturia canescens, 2932 nucleotides long. RefSeq names its product RRM_RCAN_like domain containing protein Sra (gene sra). Gene Ontology annotation, molecular function: calcium-dependent protein serine/threonine phosphatase regulator activity; nucleic acid binding. Bases 468 to 1199 code for a protein of 243 amino acids. The record is from RefSeq and is a predicted model, not a curated record. Gene Ontology annotation, biological process: calcium-mediated signaling. Gene Ontology annotation, cellular component: cytoplasm; nucleus. Lineage: Eukaryota; Metazoa; Arthropoda; Insecta; Hymenoptera; Ichneumonidae. The transcript is spliced from 5 exons.
AGAGAAAAGAACAAAAGAUGCUAUAUAUCUUACUCUCGAUCGAGACAAUAACAACUACAAUAAUAAUAACAACACGAAAUCCAUUAUUAUCAUUAUGUUGAUGUUUGCAAUGAAUUAUUUUCUAAUAUAAAUCGUUCGAAACGUAAUGUAGCAAUAAAGAAUUACUGAAGUGUACAACAUCGAAUCUCAGUGUGUGAAGCAAUUAAAAUCAACAGACUUUUCACUGAUAAUUUGUCCCUUCGGUCAGAGAUGCGACAACGAUUUCAAAACGCGCACAUGUAACUUAUCGUGUUCACGACCGUUUCGGAACGUCCUUUUUGUCGAGGCUCAAACGUUCGAGGACGUCAAAGCAAUAAACAGAACACUCUCGCAAUAACCAUCGAUUCUGGUUCGAAACCCAAACGCAAAGCCCUAAAACUCCAGACUUAAAGAAAAGGUCAUAUCGCGAUUUUCACCAGGUUGUCAAGAUGGAUGAAAGGGAAGGUGAUAAUCGUGCCAGAAGCGAAGACGACGACACGGACGAACCCGAAAAUAUGAUAAUAAACGAAAUAGAUGGUUUACCAAAUGUCCAUCCAAAGUAUGAACAACUGGAUUUGGAAUUGGAGAGCAAAAGAGAUGGCAUAAAACGUGAGCCUGGUACCUUGGAUGACAUAGUCAAUGACGAAGACUUACCAACUUCAGUAAUUGUGACCAAUCUUGAUCCUCGGGUAUUCAAAAGUGAUGAGAUAAAGGCUGAAUUGGAAGAACUUUUCAAGAAAUUCGGAGAAGACACAACAUUUCAGUAUUUUAGAUCGUUCAGAAGAAUGAGAGUUAAUUUCAGCUCGCCGGGUGCUGCUGCGCACGCUCGUAUUCAACUCCAUCAAGUUCAUUUUGGUGAAACUGACAUAAAUUGUUAUUUCGCCCAACCUGUGACGCCAAUAGAUGCUGAAGACAGACAUCUUCAACCCCCGGCGCUUACAAAACAGUUCCUAAUAUCGCCUCCGGCCUCGCCGCCUGUUGGUUGGGAACCUAGAGAGGAAGGAGAACCACUUGUCAAUCAUGAUCUUUUAGCAGCAAUUGCAAAUCUUGCACCAGGUUGCAGCCACGAAUUGCAUCCCCGUGGUUCUGACCAUCCAGGGAUAAUAGUUCACGUUUGCGAAAACGCCAACGUCGCCAAAGGCAGUCCUCGCAUACCACCAACUCGAUGCCCCGAUAACUAAAUCCAACGAUAACAAACUAACAAAAAAUAAUAAAAAAAACUCGAUUUUUCAUUUUGUCCAGUCAAGUGAUGAGGAAUUGCAUAGUCCAUCCAGUGAGAGAUACAUAUAUCUUAAAGAAACGAAGCGAGCGUGUCUUAAGAUGCCAAGAUUUUUGUGAUAUGCACACAUGUAUAUCGCGCAUAUACGUUGGUUUGUGAAAAUCGUGUUGCCAUGGCCUCUUCCGAGUUUUGCAUUGGUGUACGUUGUUCCGGGGGUCGCUGAUCAAACGAUAGAAAAAAUCUCAAAUCCAUCUCUACGUACAAUACUUCUAAUGAAUAUUGCAUGAAGUUUCUCGGUGUAAAAAUAAGAGAGCAAGAGGAGACUAUUGCUUGACUUUUCAUCGGUUCUCUCUGGCACUCUAGUUUGAAUUUAGCGAUUAUGAAAACUUGUAUCAGAGUCAGCCGGUUCUGGGUCUCGAUACUGAUCGCGAUUCAAUUUUUCGCUCUGUUAAGUGUAUAUGUGUGUGUGUGUGUGUAUGUGAGAGCGUGUGCAUGCGCGUGUACUUGCGUGUAAAAUAAAUUAGGCGAUUAAAUCAUGUGAAUAACUCGAAUUCUCUAUUCUCUAAAGUAGAGUAUUAAAAAAAAAUGUUGAAAUAUCUUGUUUCUUCAACCAUAAAAUCUAUAAAUGUUGUAUUCGUUCAUACUGUAGAACGAAUUUGAAAAAAAAAAAAAAAAAAAAACACCAAGGCAUUGAUGCUGUUAUACGCAUAUGGUAUUGGCCAAAACUACCACAUUUUCUCUGAACCAAAGUUUUUUAACAAUUAUCUCAACAACUCCAUUUCUAAGAUCAUUCAUUCAUUGAAUUUCAAUAACAGUAACGCCAAAAAUUAAUCAACAAUGAAUUAUUCAACGAAUUAUAUUUUCUUGUCUAUAAACCAAUUUCGAAGCUGCAAACAUUUUUCCUCGUUAAUAAAAUCUUAAUUGAAUUACAUUUUGGCUGGAAACAUACUUGUGAAAAGUGAUUUAGAACAUUGAAUGCUAGUCAAAGAGUCAGCUGAUAUAUCAAAAACAAAAAACACUAAUAACCGUGUGUGUGAAAUUCAAAACAAAAUAACAGUAAUAAAAUAUUUGUCGAACAAGAGCCAUUUACGAUGGUUCAGCACAACGAGUGCUAAAAUAAGCUGUAGCUAUUCACUCAACGAGAUAUUGUCGAAUAGGUGUAUCCAACAAAAAGUAUACUAUAUUUUGACGCUGUAAACAAAAUCUUUCAACUAUUAUUUUCGUACGCGUGUGGGUGUGGGUGUGUAGUUAAGCAUACAAAAAUGUAUGCGUACAAGAUAUGCACGUAAUUGACUCGCGAUAGGCCCAAUAGUAUUUAAAAAUUCUAUGGAUCCACCAAAUCGGAUUGUUGUUAUCGCCAAGAGCUAAAUAUAUAUAUAUACAUAUGUUCGUGUAAGAGGCGAUAUUUAAAUGUAAACCAGUUGAUGAAGCCUAUGAAUUUCAUGGGGAUAGCAAAAUAAGAGAAAUUGAUGAUUUGCCAGUUGUACAGCUCUGCCGUUAUGUUCGAUUCCCAUAUGGGAAAAUUGUAUCUUUUAUUGAAAAAAAAAAUAAUAAUUUCGUUGCGAGGUUGCACGGUUUCGGGAGCUAUAUUGUAUUUGUGUUAUUGUAUUAACGCCUAUUGAAAAAAUUCAGUUCUUUUUUAAUUCGCUGUUUCUCACUUAUAUUGGUACAAUAAUUAAACGAAUCAAAAUGUGA